CAAACGUCCACAGGUUUGAUGUCGGGCCACCACAGAGGUAACCGUGACAUGUCAGGUGGAUUUGGGAGAUAACUCCUUGACGUUUGAAAACAUGUGGCUCAAACCUGAUGAGAUCCUGUUGAAAAACGCCUUCAAACUGUGGGUAACCGAGAAGGAUAAUGAGUACUUCGUACUGCAGAGGAGACGAGGCUACGGAGAAGGUGGAGGCGGUCUGACAGGCCUCCUUGUGGGAACUCUGGAUACUGUGCUGGACUCCACAUCCAAAGUCGCUCCUUACCGCAUCCUGCACCACACACCAGACUCACAAGUGUAUUGGUCAAUAGCAUGUGGUGUCACCAAGGAGGAGAUAGUUCAACACUGGGAAUGGUUGCAGCAGAACAUUAUGAGGACGCUCUCUGUUUUUGAUUCCAGUGAAGACAUCACAAGCUUUGUACAGGGCAAGAUAAGAGGUCUAAUCGCUGAGGAAGGGAAGACAUCCCUUGUGCUAGAGGAUGAUCCUGAGAAGUUCAGAGAAGCGCUGUUGAGGUUUGAAAAGUGGUUUGAGCUGCCUCCAGAGGAAAAGCUGGUCACAUAUUACUCAUGCAGCUACUGGAAAGGCAAAGUGCCCUGCCAGGGCUGGCUCUACCUCAGCACAAACUUCCUCUGCUUCUAUUCAUACCUGCUGGGAUCUGAGGUGAAACUAAUCAUCUCCUGGGAUGAAAUCUGGAGGCUGCAGAAAACAUCUAAUGUCAUCCUGACUGAGAGCAUCCACGUCUUGGCUAAUGGGGAGGAUCAUUACUUCUCUAUGCUGAUGCACCUUAAUGAAACGUUUGUUAUCAUGGAACAGCUGGCUGACUACUCCAUCAAGCGCCUUUUUGAUAAAGAUGCCUUCGAAAAAGAGCCAGCGCUCACCGACCCCCUGCAAAUUACCAAGAGAGGCCUAGAAGCUCAUGCAAAGAGUGAACAGUUCCGCACAUUUUUCAGGCUUCCCAUAGAGGAAAACCUGCUAGAGGUGCAUGAGAGCUUCCUUUGGGUGCCCUUCAGCCAUUUUAACACCCUUGGCAAGAUCUGUUUGUCUGAGAAUUACCUGUGUUUUGCCAGUCAGGAUGGAAGCCAGUGUCAUAUCAUCAUUCCAAUGCGAGAGGUUGUUAAUGUUGAGAAGCCAGAUUCCAACAGCAGAGCUUUAACAGUGUGUGUGCGUGGCAAGAGGGCGCUGCGUUUCUCUGAAGUGCGGGACUACCAGCGCCUUGCCAACACAAUCCGUAGCAGGUGUGGGAUCAGUGCCAGCCCUCAGCACUCUGCUUCAUCAGAGACCAUUCGAGGUGAAUGUCAGUCACUCAUCAACCACUUCGAGGACAACCCAGACGACGUAACUCUGAUGGUCGGGCAGAAAGACAGCAGCAAGGCAGUAAGCACCGAGGCUCUCAUGACUGUUUUCCACCCCCAGGAUGUUGAGAACCUCGACCCCAAAAUGCUCAAAGAAAAGAUGAAGGAGCAGUCUUGGAACAUCCAUUUCACUGAAUACGGACGUGGCACAAGUAUGUUUUUCACCAGGAAAACACGAGACUUGAUUGUUCGUGGUGUUCCUGAAGCUUUGAGAGGAGAGCUGUGGAUGCUUUUUUCAGGAGCUGUAAACGACAUGGCCACUCACCCUGGCUAUUACACUGAGCUGGUCGAACAGUCUCUGGGCACAAGCACUCUGGCUACAGAUGAGAUUGAGAGAGACUUGCACCGCUCUCUGCCAGAGCACCCUGCCUUUCAGAGUGACACAGGAAUCUCUGCUCUGCGCAGAGUCCUUACCGCUUAUGCCUACAGGAACCCGAAAAUUGGCUACUGCCAGGCCAUGAACAUUCUCACUUCAGUCCUCCUGCUCUACGCCAAAGAAGAGGAGGCUUUCUGGCUGUUAGUGGCCGUCUGUGAGAGGAUGUUACCUGAUUACUUCAACCGGCGAAUUAUUGGUGCUUUGGUCGACCAGGCGGUGUUCGAGGAUCUGAUUCGAGAAAACCUCCCGCAGCUGGUGGAGCACAUGACAGACCUGAGUUUCUUCUCCUCCGUGUCCUUGUCUUGGUUUCUCACUCUCUUCAUCAGUGUUCUGCCUAUAGAGAGUGCGGUAAACGUGGUGGACUGCUUUUUCUACGACGGUAUAAAAGCCAUCCUGCAGCUCGGCCUGGCGGUGCUCGACUACAACAUGGAAGCUCUGAUCGGCUGCCAUGACGAUGCGGAGGCUGUCACCAUCCUCAACAAAUUCUUUGAUAGUGUGACAAACAAAGACAGCCCGUUGCCUCCAACGGUGCAGCAAGCUUCACUGGGCAAUAAUGAUAAAUCAUCCCAUUUCAAUGUGGAUAUCAGCGAACUGAUCCGAGAGGCCUAUGAGAAAUAUGGAAAUAUUCGCUCAGAGGAAGUCGAGAGCUCACGAAAAAGAAACAAACUGUUUGUGAUCCAGACACUGGAGGAUACAACCAAGCAAAAUGUUAUUCGUGUGGUGUCCCAAGAAGUCAGAUUUAGUGCCUCACAGCUUGAUGAGCUUUAUAAUUUGUUCAAAAGGCAGCAUUUCCUCUGCUGCUACUGGACAAUGAAGAGUCCAAUUCUGCUACAUCAUGACCCCAGUCUGGCCUAUUUGGAGCAGUACCAGCUUGGUUUCCAACAGUUCAGUGUGCUCUUCUCCCUGCUGGACCCCUGGGCUUUCUGCACCAACAAGAGCACUCUCUCCCUCUGGGUCUUCCGCCUGAUAGACGAGAACCAGGAUGGCCUUGUCAACUUCAAAGAGUUCUGCUCUGCCCUUGAUACUUUGUACGGUGGAUCUUUCACAAACAAGCUGAAAUUCCUCUUCAAGCUGCACCUGCCACCAGCUUUCACAGGUAGUCCUUUACACGUAAAGGAACAAAGAAUCCAGCACUUAUUUCCAGUGACUGAAGACUCUUCUCACUUCAGUAGACUUACUGCGUUUGAUCUACCGGCAGAUGGUGUGAUAAGGAAGAGCCCUGAAAGAGGUAGAGGAAAAGUGGACCUGCAGGCCUACCUGAAACAAUGGCAAAAUGAAAUACUUAAGAAGGAGGAAACCAUCAAGGAUCUUCCGAGAAUUAAUCAGUCUCAGUUCAUCCAGUUCUCCAAGACCCUGUACAACAUUUUUCAUGGCCACCCAGAAGAGGAGUCCCUGUACCGCGCUGUGGCACAUGUGACCAGCCUCCUUCUGAGGAUGGAGGAGGUGGGGCGGAGGCUGCAGGAGCCUGGCAGCCCGCUCUCGUCCAAACAGCCUGCCAGUGCUGCUACUGGCGCUGCCGCCACUGCUGCGGAAAAGGAGACCUCUACCGAAGAAGCGUCCGCCACCCCCGAGAGCCCCGACACCUCUAGCUCCCACAACAGUCAGGAUGCAGGUCCUGACCCCACAGAAGUGGAGUGGUCGUUUUCAUUCGAGCAGGUUCUGGCGUCUCUGCUCAACGAGCCGUCCAUAGUCAACUUCUUUGAAAGGCCCAUUGACUUUCAGGCUAAAAUGGGACAAGCCAAGGUUGGCCAACUGAAGCUAAAGGCUAAAUAAAUGAACGGUGACAUAAAUGAAUUGAUACUUUGCUUCUGAUUUGUACCCAGAAGUCACCAUGAAUUUCCUUUCUUUACUCGGAUAGGGCAGUGGGUUUCGGUGAGGUAGAGGGUAAGGUAGCUGUUAAAGUGGUUAUGAUAAAUGCAGAGGAGACAUCAAAUGUUGAAAUAUUGGGUGCAACAUGCGUGUUUGUGAGGCUUAAAUUGUUCAGAUGGAUUUCAGCAUGGCUGAUGAAAUGAGCGAGGCGCUGUAAACACUGUUGAAACUGCCGUCUGACCGACACCUUCAGUGCAUUCUCAUGUUAAACCUUGUUGCAGUCUUUCUGUCAUUCCUCGAAUCUGAUUAUGCAUUUUCAACCUCACUGAUGAAACCGAUUCUCUCACGUAGCCUCCGAUUCUUCAGAUUUAGUUUACAAUAUAUUUUUUCCCUGUAUGCCAUGAAGCACAUACAGUCUAGUUUUGUAUUGUAUAAGUGAUAUUCAGUUCUGUCCCUUUUAUUCAGAAACAUGAUGGAAGAGUUUGUCCUUCCUUCUCUGUCUCCGCUGACACCUCCAUAACAAACGACUCGACAAGGGGGCACAGGAAGAUUCUCCCUCUGAAUACAUUUGUGUUCUCUUGCUGAUUGGUAGUCAUUGCUGUAAAAUGAAACGUACUGUAAAUGCAAACAUGUCCCGUGACCUCAGUGUCUCCUGGUGGGUGUUAUCCUUAAUGUAUUUUGAGAAACACCAGCUUUUUCAGUAGUUAUAGUAGAUAGGGAGUAAGGACAAGCUUUAGUGUUGUCCCUGGAAGCCAUAAAUUGAUUUCAGAGAUUAUCUGAGUGAGGAUGUCACCUACUUUUUAUUGAGAGCAGAAAAGAUUCAAUUACACAUUUUGCAAUAACAUAGAAGAGAGAACGAUAUACUGCCACAGCACACUCACCUGUCUCCAGCAGCAGCACACAUAGUGAUGAUAUUAUAGCAUGAUGUCAAGUAUGUUGUAUACGGGAAACAUAGGAUCUGUAAAGGUAAAAUUGUUCAAAAAUUCCACAGUGUGGCUGCGGGGGAAUCAGCUCUCUCCUCCUCUGAGUAAACUAGAAGCUGUGUGUUGAGCUUUUAACAGCGAGCUGAAAUUAGCUAGAGAAUGUGCUGUGUGCGAUCUUCACAGUGCGAUUGGUUGAUGUACCGUUUGCUUAUGUCUGUCUUACUGUAUAUGUAGGAUCCCACGCUCUAGUCUUAAGUGCAGCAUUUUGUACAUAGAGGUCAGUUCAAUAGUCGUUUAUUGAUUAUUGUAUUUAAGAGGCUUGUAUUGAAAAUGUAAGAUAUGAGGUUGUGGACUGUUGUGGACACAUCUUAAACCUUUUGAAGGAUGUUUAGUUUGAUCAAAUCUCAGGGUGCAAUUUGUGUAAAAUAAAAGGGAGUAAAGGGAUAUUUUUUCGACCUGGGACAUAUAAAAUAUAUGACUGAGUUUAACAUUUUUGUCUGUAACAUUAAAAUAUAGAGCAUGUGUAGCACACUUACAGGAUUUGCCACAUUUUGCUUGCCUUCGGCGAUCAGCAAUUAUUACUGCUCGCUACAGAAAGCCAGAUUUAACUUGCAGUAUUUCAGUUGUUGCUUUCUUUUUUCUUUUUCUUUUUUUAAAAUCUGUGCAUCCUUUGUUUGUUUACACUAAUAUGAGUCAGUAAUUUGUGAGUGUUUGAGAUUCAGGAGCUGUUGAUUUUGCCUGUAUCCCGGUCAGAGGCGUUGGAUUCGGAAAGGUUACAACCGCUUCAGUCUCGGCUUGUUAUCUCCAGGGGCCAAAUUCACAACUUUAUAAAGCUUUAUCUCUGUCAAUUUUAGAGGCUUCUUAAGUGCAAGUGCAAUUAUUAUUUUUUUCUAUAUUUGUAUUAUUUUGCCAUUUGCUAGAAGUGUUGUAGAUCUUUUUCCCCCCCAUCUAAUUGCUUAUAUUUCACUUCAGGUUUAAAAGCUUCCAGUCUGAAAUGUGUUCUGUAAUGUAAUUUUUGGGUUAAUAGAUAUAGAUUGCUGAAAUGAGUUUUGCAUACUCAUUGAAAAAAAGCAUUUUGCAAACAGCUGUUUCCCAUUGGAACAGAAAAUGCACACCUGUCACUGUUUACAUGACUAAUGUAAAGAGAAAAUUUAUAUAUGUAUACACGUUCAUCUUCGCUAUGUUGGCACUCUUUAAAUCCAAAGCUCCAUCUGUGAUUCACUAGAUAAAGCCAUAGAGUUUGAACAGGAGGGGUCAUCCUGGGGCUCCAGGAUCUGAGUAUCUGAUCAUCCUUCAACCGUUCAAAACAGCUACUCUUAUUUCCAUCAUUUCAAACUAUCAUAUCUGACCAUGGUCUGACUAUUUCAGUACGACUGUUCCUCUGCAGUUUCACACUGCAUUUGUAACAUCUCCAAAAACCACAAAAUGAUUAUGAAAUGCAAAUGACAACUUCUUAUCAAAGCCUGUGUUGUAAUCUUUUUGUGAAGGGGGUUUUCAUUUCAGUUUAUUGCAUGUUUUGUCUAUUUCUUAUUAUUUGAUGAUAUCUUAAAUAUUGAGAGAUGUUAAGGGAGAGAUAUAGAGUGGUUAAGACAACACCAACCUUUCCACACUCAAUAAAUCUUGUCUGUGUUUCUUCAGGCAUAGUUUUUGGAAAAUUCCUCUAAAGAUGUUUUUUGUUUUUUUUUAGCUUGAAAUAGUGUGUGGUUUCCUCUUGGCGAGGAAAAGCAUUACAGGAGAUGACUGAAGGAACAGAAGAGGGAAAAUCAGAGGAUUGGAAAUCUUCAUCUUCCUGGCAGGCUGUCUGUUCUGCCUUUAAGGAUCAGAGUGUAUAGAGUCGGCAUGGAUAAUGUUUCAGCUGCUGCACUAAGUAUCUGGUUAAUCAAGUCCUUUAUAUGUGCAAUUGUGGUCUACAGCUUUCAUAGUCUGUAGCUUUUGAUGAAACACUUAUUUUGCUGAACAUGUGACGCACAGAUAUUUCUGUUUACCUGCUUGAUUGUUUUUUUUAAUUUCCAUUAAAUGUACCAGAAUAAAGAGUGAUAAUUAUAUAAAUAAUAAUGUUUGUGUUUAUCUCUUCAUAUAGUUAAGCUGGUGAUUCAUGAAUUUAAAUGUGACUCAGGACAUGUUAACUGGGGCUUGUUCAUUUGUGUUAAAGGUCAUAAACUGUGUUAAGCUAUAUAUAUAUCUUCUCACAUGGGGAUCAUUCUGUAGGAUUUUCAUGGUAUAAUAAAUAUAGUCAAAUAUUUUAUCUGUAUCAUAAAGUCAGUAACAUAUUUG
This is a messenger RNA of Scomber scombrus (Atlantic mackerel), 6747 nucleotides long. RefSeq names its product TBC1 domain family member 8B (gene tbc1d8b). Lineage: Eukaryota; Metazoa; Chordata; Actinopteri; Scombriformes; Scombridae. The coding region runs from base 92 to 3514 and encodes 1140 amino acids. The transcript is spliced from 21 exons. The record is from RefSeq and is a predicted model, not a curated record. Gene Ontology annotation, molecular function: calcium ion binding.